AUGAAUCUCCUCUCCCUCCUCUCCUUCCUCUCCCUCUUCCUCAUCCUCCCCUUCACCCUCGCCCACAAUCCCCAUCCCCACCCCCGUUCCACCCCCCAAACCCUAACUCCAGCCCCCGAAAAACAAUGCCCCUACCCCUCCACCACCCAAAUAACCACAAUCUGGAACAAGCUCAUCACCGGCAACUCCCUGGGAUUCAUCUCGCACUUCCGGCCCCUCCUCAGCUGGACAAUAAUGGGCACGCACCCGUUGGCAGGCCACUACGACAAACUCUCCCUGUUCAUCGUGAACGGCCAACUCCGUCUGUACAAUUCCCUCGGGACAAAACCGAUCUACACGCUCGUCAAUGUCGUCGGGGGAUGUGAAAAUGAGUGGUCGGUGCAGGAGAUGCGGAUGCAGGCUACGGCUAAGAAUGGUCGCAUCCUCGACGAAAUCAACAUCUGGGCCACGAGAUGGGAUACAGAAGGAAAGGUGGUACAGGUGCGGUCGUAUGUGGAUGGGUGGGUCACUGCUAUGAUUAUUCAUGAGAAUGAGGACUGGUCGGAUUCGAAUUGGUUGGUUAAUCGGACGGAGUAUAUGCCUGGUCCUAAUGGGGUGGAUUUGGGGUUGGUGGGGGAGGAGUUUGGGUAG
Aspergillus sclerotioniger CBS 115572 is the source of this 630-nucleotide messenger RNA. RefSeq lists its product as uncharacterized. Bases 1 to 630 code for a protein of 209 amino acids. The transcript has 2 exons. Lineage: Eukaryota; Fungi; Ascomycota; Eurotiomycetes; Eurotiales; Aspergillaceae. The record is from RefSeq and is a predicted model, not a curated record.